Messenger RNA from Camelina sativa (false flax), 1314 nucleotides. Its product is annotated as ras-related protein RABA2b. NCBI's taxonomy places the organism in Eukaryota, Viridiplantae, Streptophyta, Magnoliopsida, Brassicales, Brassicaceae. The record is from RefSeq and is a predicted model, not a curated record. Gene Ontology annotation, molecular function: GTPase activity; GTP binding.
UAUGCCAACGUAAACGAUGUUUAAAUCUCCCAAAAAUUCUCUACUUAAAAAUUGACUUUACCUGUUGUUUUGAGCCAAAAUAUUAUGACAAAGGAUUCAAAUUAAUCAAAAACCAAAAAAAAAAAUCUCAAAAUUCAAAAUUAAAAUAAAAAGAGAAAUAAAUGGUUGUUUCCGUUUUCACCUCGGGAGCACAAAACUCGCAACGUAUGAGGAGAGAAAACAACACACAGAAAGGAAAAACAAAACAAAACCAAAAAAAAAAAAAAAAAGUAAUUUUCCAAAAACAUUUCUUCCAUUCUCGAUCCUUCCCGGCUUGCUCAAAGGGUAAACAAAAAAAUCGAUUUCCUAGGGUUUCGAUUUGCUCCUUUUGACUCAGGUUUGAUCGAUCGGACACGCUACGAUUUGAGAAGCAAUGGCGAAUCGAAUAGAUCACGAGUACGAUUACUUGUUCAAGAUCGUCCUCAUCGGCGAUUCCGGUGUUGGUAAAUCCAACAUUCUCUCUAGAUUCACCAGAAACGAGUUCUGUCUCGAAUCCAAAUCUACCAUCGGCGUCGAAUUCGCCACCCGUACUUUACAGGUUGAAGGCAAAACAGUCAAGGCUCAGAUUUGGGACACUGCAGGUCAAGAGCGUUACAGAGCAAUCACAAGCGCUUACUACAGGGGAGCCGUUGGAGCACUUCUUGUCUACGACAUAACCAAGAGGCAAACCUUUGAGAAUGUCCUGAGAUGGCUACGUGAGCUCAGGGAUCAUGCUGAUGCCAACAUUGUUAUCAUGAUGGCUGGAAACAAAUCAGAUCUGAAUCACCUGAGAUCUGUUGCUGACGAAGAUGGCAGCUCUCUUGCUGAGAAGGAAGGUUUGUCGUUUCUCGAGACAUCUGCUUUAGAAGCAACCAACAUCGAGAAAGCGUUUCAGACCAUUUUGUCUGAGAUUUAUCAUAUCAUAAGCAAGAAAGCCUUGGCUGCACAAGAAGCUGCAGGUAACCUUCCGGUUCCGGGCCAAGGAACUGCGAUCAAUAUAUCAGAUUCAUCCGCUACUAACAGAAAAGGGUGCUGUUCUACCUAGUUACCCUCCCAACUAUAGCACAUGACUAAUCAACUAGUCACACUUUUGAGUUUUUUUCAAGAAUAUCUCUUUUGAUCUUUUCCAGUUUCUUUUUAUUUUUUUUAACUUCAGCAAGUAUAGCAUACCUUUUUCUUUUACCAGGUCUUUGUUCUUCCGUAUUGAAUUUAUCAUUUUAUGUUACAAGGAGUCUGCUUAGUUGUAUUGAGACACAACAUUUUCCCAGGAACAAAAAAAAAAGUAUUUUUUCACCA